This is a messenger RNA of Anoplophora glabripennis (Asian longhorned beetle), 744 nucleotides long. RefSeq names its product slit homolog 2 protein-like. The record is from RefSeq and is a predicted model, not a curated record. The coding region runs from base 3 to 704 and encodes 233 amino acids. NCBI's taxonomy places the organism in Eukaryota, Metazoa, Arthropoda, Insecta, Coleoptera, Cerambycidae. Gene Ontology annotation, molecular function: protein binding. The transcript has a single exon.
UUAUGGAAUUAAAACCAAAACACCUCCUAGUGACCCUCUUACUAUGUUUUCUGUUCAAAAAGUGUCGCCCUCUGUGCCAAGUCCAAACGGACCCAAACCUCGGCAUCAGAACCAUGUGCACCCUAUCCAAAAUCUCCGAAGGAGAACCACUGGACUUCGAACUAAAGGAACCACCGUACCUGUACCUCACAGUAGACGAAGGCGAAAUCCCUGAGAACACCUUUGAACACGUCAGACCUACCAAGGAACUCUGGUUCAUAGGCGUCAAUAUAACCUACAUCCAACCUGGUGCAUUCAAACACCUAGCCACGUUAAAAAGCCUAGCUGUGAGCAACACAAGCGUCGAAACGUUGUCGAAAAACACGUUUGAAGGUCUUCAAACAUUAAAAACCUUGGCACUGGGCAACAACAAGAUAAAAACAAUAGAAGACGGCGCGUUUUUAGGCCUGACGAACUUGGAUCAGCUCAUCCUGGACGACAACAGGAUCACCAGGUUGGAAGAGAAGACCUUCGACGGGUUAAAAUUCCUGAGAGGUUUAUUUCUCAACAACAAUCCCAUCGAGUACAUUCACGAUUCUGCUCUACAAAACGUAAAGGAGCUCACGCAUCUCACCAUAAGCAUUGUGCAAGGGAAGAAUGUGAGUGAACGGGCCCUGCAAUUGCCUAGGGUUUUCCAGUUGAGGAUAUUCUAUUUGGUGGAAUAAGUUGGCAUGUGUAUUUGUAAUAAUAAAAAAAUACAUACCA